CCACAGCGUCGACGUGCGGAAUCUGGCGGCUGCCCCUCAUAUAUCGGCUCUGACAUUGCUAUAUUACCUAGAGUGGCUGUCCAAAAGCAGGCCCCUUGUCCGAAUCUUUGAUCCUUAACUCCUUGCCAGAUCCAGCAUUAACGUCCGAUCUCCCCGUUUACUUCCUUCCCUCAUCCGUGUGGCUUUGCGCCCUUUGCGACUCGGACCAGCAAACCUCGCAGAUGAUAAUUCCACUGUGCGCCAUCGCUACACCCCCCGUCAAGUUCUUGUCCAUUCUUUUCUUCUUUUUUGGCAAAGAAAGCCUCUUUCGAACGGGAUUCUGCUUGAUGGGAUGGACGCAAGCGAAACCAUAGGUCUUUCCUACUUGCUCGCACAGCCCAGCCCUCGCCGGGUCAGCUUGUUGUAGCGAUAACCCCCGCUGCAAACUCACCUCACCAUGGCCGCCGUCCAAGACUUGACAAGAGGGCCGGCCCUUCUCGGCGUCUCCAUCACUACGGCCUUGAUCGCCCUCUCAUCGACGGCCCUGCGAUUCGUCGCUCGCGCAGCACCUAGCGAAGACAUGGGAUCAGACGACUAUGUUGUUGGCGUGGCCAGUAUCAUCGCCUUCAUCGGAACAGUCCUCAGCAUCUUGGAAGGUACCAGCAUGACAGAGUCGGUGCUGGCGCUCGAGUACGACGUGCUGGGCCAGCCCUGGUUCUUCCUUGGCGCCACCCUGGCCAAGGUCUCCAUCUGCCUCUUCUUCAUCCGCAUCACGGGCGGCGUCAAGCUGUGGCGCGUCCUUCUCAUGACGCUGGUGGUCAUGCUGGUCGUCUUCAACUUCGCCUUCGCCCUGACCUCGAACCUCCAGUGCCGACCGCUCGAGAAGCUCUGGAACAUGAACGCCAACGGCGAGUGUUGGGACCCGAGCGUCCAACUAGGCCUGGAUUACUUUAGGGGAGCUUUUUCCGUCUUUUCGUGGCUCUUCAUGUCGCUGUUCCCAGUCCUGCUGAUCCGAGAUCUGGAGUCCGACCAGGCCAUGCGCCUGCUUUUCUACAUCCUCUCUGGCCUGAGUCUUGUCGCCGGAGCAUUUGCUACAUCCCAAACCUACGAAUAUUCGCAAGUCCCCAGACAGUCGGGCGUCUUCACCUACGCGCACUUCGUCUCGACCCUCCUCGCCAUCAUGGAGCAGAACAUCGCCAUCGUGGCCGCCAACGUGCUGCCCCUGGGCCCCCUGCUGUCCCGCCUGUGCCCGGCCGGCCGCGGCCGCGGCCCCGGCAGCCUCUUCUCCAAGCGGUCCAACUCGGGCAGCACCAGCGCCGGGAGCAGCCGCAGCUACUGGCCCCGCAAGCGCAGCGGGACCGGCACCACCAACGCCAGCGGCCGCCCGGGGCCCGCGGGCCGCUUCGCGCAGCUCAAGGACUCGCCCUCGACCGUCACGCUCCUCAUCGAGGGCCCCCAGCGGGAGAGCUACGAGCUCUCCUCGUCGCCGGCGCGGCCUGCCGCCGCCGCGACGGCCUCAAAGUCGCUUGGCGGCCUCCUGACCCGGUCCGACAGCCGGCAGAGCAGCCGGAGCGCCAGGAGCGCCGCCGCCGCCGCCGCCGCCGACGCGUGGCCAAAGGGCAUCAUUAAGACGGUCGAGGUCCAGGUCGUCGAGGAGGACAUUGCCGACAUCGAGCGCGCCGACCAGGCCAUUUCGGCCGCGGCCUCGGCCUCCAGCGAGCCCGAGGAGAACGAGUGGGACCGGGCGAUGCGGAACAACCCCUCGCGGCUCGGCAACCGAUAGAGACGAGCGGUAUUGGGAGUCAUCCCGAGGCACUUUCACGAUUUGUUUCUGGCUCUUUCUUUUCCUCUUCUUUUUCUCUUUAUACAGCGGCGGCAAGGCGUUUAUCAAGACAGGGGGACUCGGCGUAGACAUGACUCUUCCUUUACAAUGGGCUGGACGACUAAACCAAACAGCGUUCUGUUUUAUUGUUUGGCCACACUGGAGCAAUCCUGGGACGGCAUGACGGCUGGAACGGUUAUGGGACCACAUGGGUUUAUACUUGUAAUUGUACUCGGGGGGAGGCACGCUAGCGUCUGGCCUUGCUUUUUUUCAUACUCUCUCUCUCUCUCUCUCCUAUUCCUAGUAACUGUUAGACUAAUGCAGACAGAUACCCCUAUGAUACCUGGAACUAUAGGCAGGCCAAGUCGGUCUGGAGCCCUACUAUUACUGUG
Molecule: messenger RNA, 2193 nt
Organism: Gaeumannomyces tritici R3-111a-1
Lineage: Eukaryota; Fungi; Ascomycota; Sordariomycetes; Magnaporthales; Magnaporthaceae
Exons: 4
Coding region: 437-1762 (441 amino acids)
Source: RefSeq, a predicted model, not a curated record